This is a messenger RNA of Lolium perenne, 417 nucleotides long. RefSeq lists its product as uncharacterized. Gene Ontology annotation, molecular function: catalytic activity. The record is from RefSeq and is a predicted model, not a curated record. NCBI's taxonomy places the organism in Eukaryota, Viridiplantae, Streptophyta, Magnoliopsida, Poales, Poaceae.
AUGCUUGAGUACCUGCGAGCUAAGAAAGUAGACUUUGUGGGCCUCCAAGAGACGAUCAGGCAGGAUUUCUCGGCCUCUGAGCUACGUCGGCUAGAGGUCGGUGGCCAAUUUAACUGGAAUUGGUUGCCAGCAACAGGGCACUCGGGGGGCCUGCUGUUGGGUUUCAGGGAUGAGACUUUUGAGGUUGGGGUGUGGAGGAAGGGUACCUUCUACCUCAGCGCUCAUAUCCUCCAGCGGAGGUCUAACAAAAAGUGGUGGUUUGUGCUGGUUUAUGGUCUAGCAGAUCACCGGCGUACCGAGGAGUUCUUGGGAGAGCUUACUAGGGAAGUUAGCACUUAUCAGGACCCGGUGGUUCUGGGCGGGGACUUUAAUCUUAUUCGCCGGGCAGGGGAUAAGAAUAACGCCAACAUCAACUAG